Penicillium paradoxum is the source of this 2691-nucleotide messenger RNA. RefSeq lists its product as uncharacterized. The record is from RefSeq and is a predicted model, not a curated record. The transcript has a single exon. Lineage: Eukaryota; Fungi; Ascomycota; Eurotiomycetes; Eurotiales; Aspergillaceae. The coding region runs from base 1 to 2691 and encodes 896 amino acids.
AUGAUGAGCAAAAAGAAGCAUAUUUCGCCUGAUGGCGAUGCCGAUUCGUCAAAUGAACCAAGUCUCACCAAGAAAGAAACCAAGGCAUUGCUAUCUGGCGCCCCUCAUUUCCUUCUGGAAAAGGGCAAGCAUGGCCGGUGGUACCCCCAGGUGAUAUUUCCCUGGGACGAGCAAAACCCAAUCAUCCAGCAUAUGUGGGAUCGCAAGCCAUUGCCCCAUGCAUCCUUUACUCUAAGCACCCUCCACGCUCAUCUACCAAUCCCAGAUGACUGGGUUUGCAAAGGCGGCGUUCCGAUCCAACUGCCCGAUUGGCGCCGAACAGGCGCUAUAAACAGAGCGACUUUUGACGUCGGCGUCUUCGAAGUACCAAACAUGCUAUCCAACAACGGGAAGGAACCCGGCACUAUCGGUUUCCGGCAUUUCCUUGAACUCGCCGUGGCUGAUGCGGUCAAAUACACGGGUCCUGAAAAGCCCAGGCAGGCUCCAUAUAUGCAACAAGUGUCUACCAUGGGAGCAACGGAGGCGUAUGACUUGAUGGAAGGAUAUAACAAACCAUAUUCUCAAUGCCAAAGUGGUGCCGUUUUUGAUCGGCAUAGACUGAUAUGUGAAGGGCCUGAGGCUUGGAAACGCAUUGGCGUACGGGAUAUCAACCUUCAAUCCCUUGUACAACGAUUAGAACAUCUACGCCGACUCCGCCACGAAAUGCUUACUGAGGGAUCAACCAGAACGAUUGUGGAUCAUGAGAAUCCGCGCGAAUUACAUGAUAAUCUCCACAGUCGAUUCCUUCACCCUCACCCGCCAGUUGACGACAUCAUAGAAGGUCAUGCGGAAAGCAUCAAAUCGCAAAUCAAGACACUGGCAAUUGUGCUGGCAACGCCAGGCGCGUGGAUCAAUUUCAGUCUCCCUGAAUGGCGUUUCCGAGCAGGACAGAUUCUUUGGGAGGCAUCGCUGCAUGGUGAUGGAGACUGUCUGGACCCCAGAUCCGGUAAUGAGAAAAUGCCACGGGAUGUUGUGAUCAAGUCCGGGAUGGAGCGCAAGUGGUUUUUGAUUCAGCUGCUUCUCUCUGCCGAGCUGCUUCUCCGCUUGGAUGCGUUCAUUCGAAUUGGCAUGCUGCAUGAUCCGCAUGGUGGACAUAUCACAAUUCAAGAACUUCAUCAAUUCGAUAAAUUGCGAGAAGGGAAGUUGAAUUGGGAUUUAAUUGUUGUCCGAAGAUUCCUUAACAGUCUCAAUAUAACCUGUCCAUCACCUCAGCCAGGACUAUCGCCCGUCAACUCACGGUCGAAAUCUUCGGGCAGCAAAACGCCCGAGAAACCUCAUCGGUUUGCUUUGCUCGAUAGUCUCACUCGGCGAAACUCGCCGCCUGCUGCAGAUUUACAGUCUGCCUGGGAUUGUCAGUUGAGCUCUACGCAUGUCAGACAGCAGCUGGAGGGACUUUAUGUCUUCGCAGAGAACAUUGGAUGGCCCAAAUUGGCUGCAUUGAAAGAAACUAUGAGGCUCAAGCUCGAGGACCCUGGCAAUCCCGUUCUGCCAGCUUUGGUUGUCGAUGAUAGGUGGGGAAAGGAGAAGAUAUCUAAGGAAUUGUCGUUGGCCAAAGAGGAUAUGUACACAAGAGACCCUUGUCGCCGCUGCGUCAAGCUUUGUGCUGGUCACCCACGGUCUAAAAGCCUAGGUUGGAUCUCACGCUCCUGGUUGUCUGGAUUCGUGAUCCCGGGUGAGGGAACUAGUCACCUCCUCAUGGCGACGCUGUUGGAGAAUGAUCCAGAUGCACUGGAACGACUGGGUUCGAUCGCCAACCUCUAUGGAGGGUUCGUUUAUGAGGGACGCAGUUGGUGGAGCAAAGCAUGUGUCGUUGGACGCGUGUUGUCUAGCGCAACGGGAGCUAAGACAUGCAUGGGGUGGAUCAGCAGCGACAUGAUACCACGGGACGCGACUACACGGGAGACGUUCGAGCGUGGUUGGCUCGAACUCCCAGUUGAAGAGGUUGCCCAGACCUCGAGCAGGCCUCGAAUCAGGCAGGGACCUAAGGUUUCGAUGGAAUCGACACCGCUAGGUAUGGGAGAUAUCACGGCGGAGGUAUUUACGCUUCCAACGGAGGAUCCAGAGCCCAGUGCGACCAGGGUAAAAGCUAAAGACCUGACUCUGUCUGUCGAUGACUACGCGCCUAAGGGGAAGAACAUUACACCUGCGCAGGCCUCCUUGUCGUUCUCCGUCGAAGAUGCCGCAGUGGCUGGAGGUUCAACUACGGUCUGUUUCCCUCUCAAGUAUAACGUCCGCUUUAUCUCCGGCCAUGAGUGUUGUCCGCCGCUGGGCGUCGUCUCCCACAAGGACUCCGACCGCAAAAAAGAUGCAACGCAACCUACGAGGCCAGUGUCGAAGUAUACACGUCUACCAGGCCAUCUCCUGCACACCUCUUUCCGAUAUAAAUAUGUCGCAUUGAAUUCCCUUUCCAGUACUCCAGCGCCGCAACCAACGUCAUCGCAAGGACCAGAGGCUCAAGCUCCAGAGGUCAUCGUCAUCGACGCUCGGGGUAACCGAGACAGGGAAACAUUUGCUCGAGCGUGGUGUGCUUCAGUUGGGUGCCAUGCGAUCAUAAGUCGAUCCGGGGGCACUCGUGUGGCCUGUUGUGUCGCAUGCUCAAUCAGGCAAGCCAGAGCAAUCGGUAUAAUAGUUGUGAUACGUGUCAGCGAAUAA